Messenger RNA from Falco peregrinus (peregrine falcon), 3251 nucleotides. RefSeq names its product ring finger and WD repeat domain 3 (gene RFWD3). Lineage: Eukaryota; Metazoa; Chordata; Aves; Falconiformes; Falconidae. The record is from RefSeq and is a predicted model, not a curated record. Bases 125 to 2371 code for a protein of 748 amino acids. Gene Ontology annotation, biological process: protein ubiquitination; interstrand cross-link repair; double-strand break repair via homologous recombination. Gene Ontology annotation, cellular component: nucleus; site of double-strand break. Gene Ontology annotation, molecular function: ubiquitin protein ligase activity; protein binding. The transcript has 12 exons.
UCUUGAGUCUGAAAUAAAGGCUUUUGUAGUAGCUGACAGCUGCACCCGAUGCUUGCUACAGUCUGGCUUGAAGUCGUGUGCAUGCUUGCAAAUAAAUACUGGUUUUCUUCAACUCUUUGCAGAAAUGGCUCAAGAAGAGAUGCAAGUUGAUCUGCAACCUGUGGCUGGUUACCCUGUGGAGAACCUCAGGACGCUUCCCACAGAGCCCUCUGCUCCCGCAGCACCUUCGUCCAGCGCUCCGGUGCUUGGUGAGGGAGGUGGCAGCAGUACGGUUCUUCCUGCUGAUGACGCUGUUGUCACAGCGAAUGGUGGCACAAGGGCGGCAGCUGCUGAGCCUGACCCGCAGCCGAGUCCUGCUGCGCCUCGGGGCAGGCUGCGAAGGCAGCUAGGGGUAUUUGAUCUGCAUGAGCUGCUGUGGGUGCCGCAGCAUCCGCGAGUGAGAAGAGUUAACAGGCAGCAGAGGAUUGGUGGUUCCCAGAGGACAGUCAGUGCCAGGGCAGCAUUGGACCGCUACUUUCAAGUCAGCAGGACCCAGGAGCCAGCUACAGGACAAGUUCUGCGCCUGGAGCCCUUGCCUAUCAUGAGAGACAACCAGGAACACAGCUCUGAUGAAACAGUAGAACUGAGCGACUCCGACAGCAGCACUUCUGAGGAGGAAGAGGAAGCGGUGGAGGCUGCAGCACCACUGUUACCAUCAGCCCAGGAGAUGCCUCCAGCAGCGAGCUCAGGAGUUUCCAGUCUGAUCCAGGCAGAGCUGCCUCAAGCUUUGUCUCAAGCUUCUGCAGAACGUGGAAGUAAUGAAGAUGAAGAGGCUGAGGUCCAGGAAAAGCAGAGGACUCCAGUAAAGAAACUGGAGCCACCAGUUUGUGUUGCGCCACGAGAGGAGGAGGAAGGGGAUACCUGUACUAUCUGCUUUGAGCAGUGGACCAACACCGGGAACCACCGUCUCUCAGCGCUGCGGUGCGGACACCUGUUUGGUUACACGUGCAUUGAAAGGUGGCUGAAGGGACAGGCAGGGAAAUGCCCCCAGUGCAAUAAGAAGGCAAAACGUUCUGACAUUGUGAUCCUGUAUGCUUGCAAUUUGAAAGCGCUGGAUACGAGUGAGCAGGAACGCAUGAAAAGUUCUUUAGCAAAGGAGCAAAUGUUGCGGAGACAGGCAGAGCUGGAAUCUGCACAGAGCCGUCUCCAGUUGCAGGUUUUGACCGACGAAUGCAGCAAACUCCGCAAGCAAGUUCAGGAGCUGAAGGCUUUGGUAACCCAGCACAAUGUGAGUGCUUCUCAGCAACCUGGCAGCUCCUGCAUCUGCCUCCCCAGCAGCCUGCCCUCCAGCCAGAGCCAGCGCAAGUACCACUUGGAAAAGGUUUUUGUGGUGUCUCAGACUGGGAACUGUCGAGUAAUGGCAUACUGUGACUCGCUGAGUUGUCUUGUGGUAUCACAGCCUUCUCCCCAGUCUACUUUUAUUCCUGGUUGUGGUGUUAAGAUGAUGAGUGUGGCCAACCUGAAGAGCAGUCAGUACAUCCCCAUCCAUACUAAACAGAUUCGGGGACUGGCUUUUGGCAAUAGAGCAGAUGGCUUGCUGCUCUCUGCUGCUCUGGACAACACUCUCAAACUUACCAGCUUGGCAACAAAUACUGUGGUGCAGACAUACAAUACUGGCCGUCCUGUCUGGAGCUGCUGCUGGUGUCUCGAUGAUACAAACUACAUCUACGCUGGCUUGGUCAAUGGCUCUAUCAUGGUAUAUGAUUUGAGAGACACAAACUCUCAUGUCCAGGAACUAGUCCCUCAGAAGUCCAGAUGCCCUAUGGUAUCGCUGUCCUAUCUGCCCCGGAUGGCCUCAGCAUCGCUGCCUUGUGGUGGAAUAUUAGCCGGGAGCUUGGAAGGAGCCUGCUUUUGGGAACGGAAAGCUGGCAACACCUACCGGCCUCAUCACCUGCCACUGGAGCCUGGGGGAUGCAUCGACAUUCAAACAGAGAUCACCACACGGCACUGCCUUGCAACAUACAGGCCUAGUAAAAAUAACCCAUGUGUGCAUUGUGCCGUGAUGGAACUGACUUGCAGCCCGCUGACAGAGGCCUCUGAAGAUGUGGUGUGUUCUUCUAACCUGGUUCAGACUUUGAGUGCUGGGCCCACCUGCAAGUUGCUGACCAAGAAUGCCAUUUUUCAGAGUCCUGAGGAGGAUGGCAGCGUCUUUGUGUGUGCCGGUAAUGAGGCAUCCAAUUCUGCCCUGCUAUGGGAUGCUGGAAGCGGCUCCUUGCUGCAGAAGCUGCAGGCUGACCUGCCUGUGCUGGAUAUCUGCCCCUUGGAAGUGAACCAAACCCACCUCCUGGCUACUCUGACUGAGAAGACGGUGAAGAUCUACAAGUGGCAGUGAGAGUGGUCCCCUUCACUUGCCACAGAGAGGCUUUCCAAACAUGCUGCUGAUUAACCCUACGUGACUGCUUGGCCCCAGACUGCUGUCUUGCACGUGGUGUGUAUAGGAGACAUGAACCACUACAGCAGAUUUCUGGCAGUAGGCAGGAGCUGGGAUGGGCUGAUGCCUGGAGCAAUUUGUUCUUGCUCCAUCUUUCUCUUUAGGCCUGCCCUUAUUUCUUCUUUGGUCAGUUUUCUUCAGUCAAACUCUGCAAGCUGUCUCAGCACAGCAGUAAUUCUUGGACUGUCUCCAGCGUGUCUUGCUGCUUAUUUUCCAGUGUUAGUAUGGCACAGGGACUUGCAGAUCUCUUCUAGGAUUCAAGGAACUAAGAGGAACUUGAAGACCUGAGACUCCCACUGCGCUUUCUUGUGGAGUCCUGCUGUGAUUACUGGGUGAUGAAAAGGUGGCGAUAUUGGCAUCUCGCUAGUGUUGCUGAUACUCAGUGUGAAAGCAAGUUCGCUGCUAUAAGGAACACACUCCCAUGUUCUUGUGAAGUUCUAGGGUUAGUUGGAAGUUAUUCCCUAAUGAGGGCAGACCUUGUUUUGUGGCCACGGAGAGAACAGGCUGGGAAAACCUACAGAGAACCUUUAUCUUUUGUGUGUAGGUGGGUUUUUUUUUUUUCCCCCAUGAGCAUAUAAUUUGCACUUAAUUCCUUACUACUUUGCCCCCAUUUCCUUUCCUUUCUCUUUUCUCUGCUUUACCUGCAAGCAAACUUGGAUGUUUUGGCUGUGGAAAAUGAAACUGGAGAAGCAGAAGUAAAGAGGAGGGAGAUGAUUCUUGUACUGUUGACUGCUGCAGUUCCGUGGUGCCCUUCCUUAAAGACAGCAACAUACUGAAACAG